CAACCUAGCUAGACAAAAGCCCACGCUUAUACAUAAUAGAAUGGAAGCCCAACGCCUACCAGUUAAACCCACCACUUAGCAAGAACUGAAGAAAAGAAUGAAGAAAGCAGCAGCAGAGGCUUCGAGCAAGAGCAACAAUGGCGGAACUGAAACGAAAGGCCAGAAAAAACCCCAAUUUAGACCUGCUCUCGAUGACACUAAGCCAAUUCUCAAAGACCCAAUAUUGAGAUCGGACCCUAUUGAGACUGAGGAAGCUGUUCUUCGGUUGCCCCCUUUUCCAAUCGACAAAUUGAAAAAAUCCCAAAAAUUUGCUUCCUAAAACUAAUUCAGAUGUAUUUGUAGUUGAUGCAACAGUUGGUGAUUUGAAUAGCAAAUUCUGUUGUUGAA
Molecule: messenger RNA, 387 nt
Organism: Coffea eugenioides
Lineage: Eukaryota; Viridiplantae; Streptophyta; Magnoliopsida; Gentianales; Rubiaceae
Exons: 2
Coding region: 98-319 (73 amino acids)
Source: RefSeq, a predicted model, not a curated record